GGUUUUGGGUUUUCUCAUUACUUUUCCCACCAACAGGUUUCUGGUCAGUUUUAUGGUGGAUGCUCGAGGCGGUUCAAUGCGAGGCAGCAGGCAUAAUGGUCUGCGUGUCAUCAUACCUCCACGGACGUGUGCGGCACCCACUCGCAUUACCUGCCGCCUGGUGAAGCCGCAGAAGCUGACCAGCCCCCCACCUCUGGUGGAGGGAGAGGGGCUGGCCAGCAGGAUCAUUUCUCUAGGUCCAGCGGGGAUGCAGUUUCUGGGACCGGUGAUUGUGGAGAUCCCCCACUUUGCUGCUCUGGGUCGGGGAGACAGAGAGCUUGUUGUGCUCAGAAGCGAGAACGGAUCUGUCUGGAAGGAGCACCGCAACCGGUAUGGUGAUGAGGUUCUGGAAACAAUCCUGAAUGGAAUGGAUGAGGAACUGGAAAGUCAAGAGGAACUUAGCAAGAAGCGAAUCCGUCGCAUCAUUUCUACUGACUUCCCCCUUUACUUUGCGGUUGUGUCGAGAGUCCAACAAGAGAGUGACCUGAUUGGUCCAGAGGGAGGUUCGCUUACCAGUAAACUGGUCCCAAUGGUGCAGGCCACGUUUCCUGAGACGGCAGUUACCAAAAGAGUCCGUCUCGGGCUGCAGGCCCAGCCAGUUCCAGAUGAGCUGGUUGCAAAGCUGCUGGGUAACCAAGCAAACUUUAGCCCUGUAGUCACCGUGGAGCCUCGGCGGCGCAAAUUCCACCGCCCCAUCGGCCUGCGCAUACCCCUGCCUCCAUCCUGGAGGGAGAGUCCACGAGACUCGGGGGAGGGUGACACCACCAGUCUGCGUCUUCUCUGCUCUGUUAUAGGUGGGACAGCCCCAGCCCAAUGGGAAGACAUUACUGGCACUACCAAGCUCCUCUAUGCCAAUGACUGUGCCAGCUUUACCACCAAUGUUUCUGCACGAUUCUGGCUAGCUGACUGUCCUCGGACAGCUGAGGCCGUCUCCUUUGCCAGCCUGCUCUACAAAGAGCUAUCAGCUGUACCCUACAUGGCCAAGUUUGUGGUGUUCGCAAAGAUGAAUGAGCUGCGUGAGGGACGUCUGCGCUGCUACUGCAUGACAGACGAUAAGAUGGAUAAAACUCUGGAACAGCAUGAAAACUUCACAGAAGUGGCUCGCAGCCGAGACAUAGAGGUGAUGGAGGGAAUGCCGCUUCAUCUGGAGUGUUCAGGGAACCUAGUGCCAGUGAGGAAGGCCACACAGCAGCCUCGUUGCUUUAGUUUCCAGGCUUUUAGGGACAACAGGCUUCCAGUCUCCAUUAAGGUGAGAGACAGCAGUAAGGAACCUGCUGGAUUUUUAUCCUUCCUACGCAAGUCUACCAAAUACGAAGACAACCAACAAGUGCUCUGCAACCUUAAUAUCACAAUGCCUCCAUGUAUCAAGAUUAUUGGUAGUGAAGAUAGAAGGCGAACUCUGACUCCACUGGCUUUAAGAGAAAGAUACAGUGCCCUUAACGAGCCUGCCAUGGCAUCGAUGAGUGCAAUGGAAAGGACAGAGCUGAAGAUGGCUGUGAUUGCAGAGCAGUUGGGACUGAGCUGGGCUGAAUUGGCGCGUGAGCUGCAGCUCAGUGUCGAUGACAUCAACAGGAUUCGUGUUGAGAAUCCAAACUCCCUUCUUGAACAGAGCUCUGCGCUGCUCAACUUGUGGGCAACUCGUGAAGGCAAAAGAGCUAAAAUGGAGAGCUUGUACACAGCCCUAAAGAACAUCGAUCGUAUGGACAUCAUCAACAUGUUGGAGGGCCAACCACACCAGCCUAUAAGACAAGGUUCCCAUGAUCUCAACAGACGGAGACACAACGAAAGAGACCACCUCUCCCCUGGUAUCACCAAUGGUGGCAGCCAGCAGAGCAGCACCAGCCACAGCUGGAGUCGAACCUCAGUCAGUCAGUCCGACCGGCUGUGUCUGAUUCUGUUACUGCCAAUGCUCGUACUGUCAACACUGGCUGAUUAAGCUUGACAACCUUUCUUCCAAAAGCUGCCCUUGCUCUUUUAGCUAAUUGCACCUUUAUUCCAGCUCCUAUUGUCUUGGCCCUAUCCCCUCUUUUCAGUUCCACUCCUCUCCCAUUUGUCCCUUCAGCCUCCUCUUCUCCUCCCCUAGAUGCCCAGCUCGUGGGCU
Cyprinodon variegatus (sheepshead minnow) is the source of this 2140-nucleotide messenger RNA. Its product is annotated as ankyrin-1-like. The record is from RefSeq and is a predicted model, not a curated record. Gene Ontology annotation, biological process: signal transduction. Gene Ontology annotation, molecular function: protein binding. Bases 53 to 1975 code for a protein of 640 amino acids. NCBI's taxonomy places the organism in Eukaryota, Metazoa, Chordata, Actinopteri, Cyprinodontiformes, Cyprinodontidae. The transcript is spliced from 13 exons.